GUGUCGAAAUGCGGGUACCUUUUCGUGGCACCCGACUGGGACUUCUCCAUCCCCCUCAACCGCACCAAGCGAUGGCAGCGGCGGUGGUUUGUCCUCUACGACGAUGGGGAACUCACCUAUUCCGUUGACGACCACCCGGCAACCAUCCCUCAAGGUGUAGUAGACAUGAACCGGGUGCUGGAAGUCUCCCAGGCAGAGGACGUUACUGGCAACCAGUUCAGUCUUGCAAUCACAGCACCCGACAGAGUAACUUUCAUCAAGGGUACCUGUCGCGAGGAGUCCAGGUGGUGGAUGGAUGUCCUCUCAGUUUUCCCGAGAUCGCAAAAGCAACAAGGCCGGCACAAACGCAAUGCAACGUUCCCGGGAAUCAAGACAACUACAGUCUUAAAACAGAACAUGGUGUCUCAUUCUCCAUCACCUUCACUCGCCCCCACCACCUUUGAGACGCCAAUAGGACAACGGGUCAGGUUCCACAGCUGCACCACAGAUCCCCUGGGGGGCCGCCCCCCCUCUGCCCCUGCACUAGACAUGGAGGAGGACGUCUUCCCUACCAAGGACUCCUCUGCUUCUGGCACCCACAUCCCCUCUUCUUCCACUAGCCAGGCCCCCACCCCCACACCCCUGUAUCACUCCACCCCUCUGUCCUCCCUCCCUCCCCCUACCAGGAUCCUGAGGGACGAGCACAAGGAGAACACACCUCCAUAUGCUGAAGACUACACAGACAACCCACCCACCUCAGAGUCUCCACCUACACAGGACAAGUUGAGUCACAAGUUCCGCACGCGGCGUGCAAUAAAGCGGGAAGUCCGAGGUCUCACACAGCCUAGGAGUAAGUCAGAAGUCACAGCAAUGUUUCCUGCUAACCUGCCGUCGUCAGUGUCUCCCCUGAGGCAUGGGUCCACAGCCACCACUGGACACACCACAACCUCCCUCUACUCUUCUACUGGCAGCAUUGCCACUUCUGCUUACUCUACCCCAGAGGGCUCUCACUCCACACUCUCUCCUGCUCAUUCAGCUGUUGUCGAUGCUAUUUCUGCCCCUGAGCCUCGCACUGUCCGAAGGGCCACUAUCACCCUCACCUCCUCUCUUUCCUCCUUGAAUUCCCUCACUUCCUCCUCUUCAUCAUCCUCAUCCUCUUCCUCCUCCUCAGCUGGCUCCUCAGUAGGAGUCAGUUCAUCCCUAUCUUCUUCUCUGGGCGGUAUUGGGAGCAGUGGUGGGGACGGUGGUGGUGGUGUGGGAACCCCAUCAUUUCGGAGCCUUGAUUCAGGCGUGCAUGUUCCUACUAGACCCCACGCUCGCACGGCGCCCGACAAGCCAGGUGAAGUUACAAGACAACUUCUACUCUCAGACCUAGAAGAAUCAAAGCGUGAAGAAAAAUUGAAAGACAUUGCUGACUCAAUAACACGGUUGAGAGGGAGUUCCUCGUUGUCGUACCUAAGCAGCAAGUCUGGUCUGGGUGAUGUGAAGCCGACGCGUGAAAGAGAUGCUCAAGAUGAGACAGAUGCUGCUCCUGAGGUCUCCAAGACAUCAUCAGAAGAAACAGCUGAGCCCUCGCAUCCAGACCAUCAGGUACGAGGUGACCCAGAUGGGUGUGGUCUCGAAGUAUCUCCUCCCUACACUGUCAAUCCAGACCUGCAACGGGUUGACCUUCCUGCAGAGGACCUGCUUUAUAUAAAAAAGGGCUGGCUCAUGAAGCAGUCACUAAACCAUGACUGGAUUAAGUAUUGGUUUGUCCUACGAGGAACGGGCCUCAUGUUCUACCGAGACCCCACAGCAGAGGACAACGGCAUCUUAGAUGGCAUUAUUGACCUCAGUGUUGCUAAGUCCAUUGAAGAGUGUGAUGUUGCCAGAAAUUAUGGCUUCAUGAUAUUGACUUGGGAGGAGAAGAAGUAUGUCUUCUCAGCUGUAACAUCAGGCAUCAGAGGGAACUGGGUCCAAGCUUUAAGAAAUGCUGCCAACCUCAAGGAAUCCAAGGAUCGACCGCUGACCCUCGGAGAACAGAUUGAAAGGGAGAUUGUAGCCAAAAGGGACAGGCAUAAUUCGCAGAGUUCGACUUUUGAGAGCAUGGCAGCGGAACGCGACCAAGGAAACGAUAUUCACAACGACUCCAUAUCCUCCGCCAACAGUCGCUAUGUGUUUUCAUCAGAUGAUGAGUAUAGGACUGCAUCGGAAACAUCAGGUGGGAUUCGUAUCCAGAGCAAGGAGGAUAACUUUAAGUGCGAACGAGCCCGAUCACGCUCCAACUCAAGAACAAGAUCAAGCAAGAGAUCAAGGUCCUCCCCACCAACAUCCCGCAGAAACACACGUGAUGACUUCCCAAGCAUUAGCAAAGAUGAAGUUCUAACGUCCUGCUACUCAGAAUCGGGAUCUCUCCACUCCAUCUCAGAUCUUGAUGCACAGCACAGGCCAGAAAAGGACAGCAGUGCCACAACCCUUACUGGUUCAGGUGAUGCUCUCUUGGUGGAUCUUUUGGAAACGCAGGUGGAGAGCCUUAAGGCCAAGCUAGAACAGACUCAGGCUGACUACCUGGAGCUCCACAAAGAGAACUCUGGCCUGAAGACCCGUCUGCGGAACGGUGGAAGAGCUUCCCCGUCCAACACGGCCACUGGGGCCCACCACCACCACCUCCACCAUCACCACUCAGAGCUAGACUUGUUCCACCAGUCCCCCCCCAUUAGAUCGAGAGCCAAGCUCGAGCUAAGUUUGGCUGACUCUCGCAACACCAUAGCCUCCCUCACGGCCGACCUCACACGACUCCGCAAAAAAUUGGAGGUAUGCGAAGGUGACUUGGACAGGUCCGAGCGUGAGGUUGAUAAGCUGAGGCGAGACAAGGAAGAGAUGAGCUCAGAUGCCCAGAGCCUGCGGCAUAGGGUGGCCAGUCUGGAGAACCAGGUCAAGGAGUUGCUUGAUCGGGUCGAGGAGCAAGAGCAUGACCUCUCAGAGAAAGCAUCUUGUGCCAACCAACUGAACGAGCUACGGAAAAAGUACUCAGAGUUGCAGGAGCAGCUGUCGUGCCAGUCCGGGGUAGUAGACUGGAAACACCGUUAUGAUCUCUUGGAGAAAAAACUCCUGAGAGAGCGUGAGGAGUGGCAACUAAAGUACAAAGAGGUGACUUCUGCUCAAGCCAGUCGCCAUGAUGAGUCUGUCCGCACACUUACCAGGUCACUCCAAGAGGCAGAGAACCGUAUUCAGGGCCUGGUAACAGAGCUGGAAUGCGAGAGAGCAAGUGGUGCCAACGCCCCCACGAGGAUACCUGGGGCAAUGGAGAUGGCCGGCCUCAAGAGGCAAAACCAGGAGCUUACAACCCAGAUCGAGCACCUAACAAAUGAGUUGGCUCGGAUGCGAGAAAACCUGAAGUCUGAGAAGUCAGAAGUCUAUAAGUGGAAGGACCUUGUAAAGGAACUUCGAUCUCUCUUGGAUGGCAAAAAUGAUGAAAUUGAACGAAAGAGAGAUGAGGUUGAUACCCUGCGUGACUCCCUCAAGGAAACGCAGAAGGAGCUGGACCAUACAGCAGACCGCUUGCACAGAGGGAUUGAGGAGAAUGAAGCUCUUUGUGGCAGAAUCCGUGAAUUAGAGAGAGAUUUGCAAGAUCAGGCUAGGAGAGCAUCUUCGAGUCUCUCCAUAUCUAGCAGUCGUGAGAGAUUUUCUUCAAGGAAGAACCUUCCACGUAUUGAGUCCAUCACUGACCUCACAAACUUUGACCUUACUCAAGAUCCAGAGGAACUUGAUAAGGAGCAGUUAGUAGAUCAGUUCACUGAACUUCAGCUUCGGUUUGAGAAGGCUGUGAAUGAGAUCAAGGCACUGAAGAAGGAGAUUCGUGAUAUUCAGAACCAGCAUGAUGACAUCGAGCUGUCAAAUCUGAAGCUGCGUCAGGACCUGAAGGGAAGUGAAGGCGACUUCAAUUCUCAGCUGAAUCUCAUGACUUGCAGGAUACAAGAUCUGACUAACAAGCUGACUGCCUCUGAGAAGCAGGUUCGCCUUCUGAAGCAGAAGAUCAGCCGAGCAGAGAGCCGUGACCGCAGACGGACCCAGAGCUUGAAGGGCCGUGAGUCUUUCACUCUCUCAAAGGAUAUGGAGCUGAAGUUGUCUCAGUUGGAAUCAAAGAUUGAGCAGCUACUUCAGAAUGAGGAAGGCAGCUGUUCUCCAGAGGUGGAAGGAGAAGUGAAGGAGGGAAAGGGUGAGAUGAAAGAUACCAAAGUACCAAAGAGAUCAAAGAGUUUUGAUGAUUCCACCAAGUCGUCACGUCUGCGUAGAAAAUCUCUGGACAGUCCUGGGAGUUCAGAGGCCAUGAAAGCCAUUGUGCGCCUCAAUGCUCUGGAGUCAAAGGUUUCCAACAUCAUGGGAGAGGCCAUCCCAACGCCUUCACACACUCCAAAGAAGGAGCCACGACCUAGGUCUCCCACACACCCAGUUUCACCACUGAGAUCUCCCAUGCGAUCACCUUCAGUUCCUCGCAAGACACUGCGGUCACCUAGAGCCACUCCAGAGAAGACUGUUAAAAUAAGUCGAUCUGAUUCAGAGACCAAAUCACUGCGGGAAAAGUUAGCAGCUUUAGAGAAAGUCCUGUCUACUCUGCAGCUGCAACUUGGAGAGUGUGUGGCUUGGGCAGGGUCAGUGGAGUGUAUAUGUUCCUGCGGGGCCCCAGGAAUCUCAUCUCUCCUGCAGAGAUUGAAUACUGCUGUUCGGUUGACUCAGCUCCGCCAUUCCCCACCUGAUCAGGCUCAGACUGAUCGGUUGCGUCCGUUGGUGUUACGUUUACAAGAUAUGCUCAGGGACAAGUUGACGGAUCUUAAUAAUCGUCGAGACCAUCUGAAGGCAACGGGAAAGUGGACCCGAGACAUGCAGUUGAAACUGUUUGCAGAGCGACUUGCCUAUGAAACUCUGGUAAUGACACAGGUUUCACAGGUGGUGCAGGCAGCCCAGAGGCCCCAUAUGUAUGAAGCAUCAGUCAAGUUGCAGGAGCUGAUUGAGGCUCACCGCAAGUUAUCAUUCCUGGAGAAGAAACUCACCAAUCCUGAUUUUGACAUGGAGACAAUGGCACCACUUGACUUCUACACGAGCCUGCUGGCAGAAAAGCUUGUUGUGCAGGGUGAGAUUGCAAUGAGUGUUGGACCCCAACCUGGAGGAGGUAGAGGGACUAACACAACUCCACCUGCCAUCCUGGGGGAGACAUGCCGUGAUCUACAGAGUCGGCUCCUGGAACGUGAGAGGUCGUUAGCGAAUUUGGUAACGCAGUACAAAGAGGGCAAGCUUCAUGAAGUUGCUGUGGUGAUGGCCAGGGAGACUGUAACUGGAUCAGGACCUCCUCACGAUGAUUCUGUGUUACUGGAAGAGGUGCGGAUGCGAGAGGUUUGGUCGAUGGCACAGGAGUUGGUUAACCAGGAAUUGGUUAACAUUGAGGCAGCACAUUCCCUCAUGAGGCUCAGUCACCUUAUCUCGCCUUCAGAGACAUCACCUGAAGCUGUAACGCAGGUCACGGCUGCCACACUUGAGCGCUGCCACACAGCUGCUGAUGAGUCUCUGCGGCAGGAGAUGGAAGAGGCUGUUUUCACUCUUAGUAACAAGUAUGAGGCAGUGCUGGCACAGUAUAGAGCAGGUGACACUGCAGUUAUCAAUUCAGUAACAGCUACCAUGGAAAUGGUACUGUCAGAGUUUGCUGCAGUUGUUGCACAAAAGGCAGUUAUUGACGGUCAGUUAGCAGUGGUGCAGAGUGAAGGAGAUACAACAACAUCCACUUGUGAACAUCUCAACAUAGUGGAGGAAAACAGAGACAUGAUAGGUUCUGCUAGUGACGUUGUAGCCAGUGAGGCUCACCUCCUUAUGUUCCUGGGUGGUUGUGAUUCCUCCCUAGAGAGUCUGGUGCAGCCUGCUCUUGAUCAGGCAGAAUUUGCCUUCCUGUUUAACAAAAUGUCAGCUCAGGGGAACUCUGAACUGACCAAGCUUGUCCUCCAAGCAGCCAGUCAGGUCAGGCCAGAAGCCAGCCCAUCUUCCCUUAAGUCACAGCCCACAGACUUAGGGAAGGAAGGCGAUAAUGAGUUAAGUCCUAGUCUUUCUCAGUCGUCAUCACCCACCAAGAUGCCACCUUCCCCCAAGGCCAAGAGAAAGAGUGAGACAUCACGAAGGUCACGCAGAGCUUCAGACAUCACUGGUAUGGCAGAUGGAUGCCGCCAGUGUGAAGAACUUCGGCAAGAGGUUGCUAAGCUCAAGAAGAACUUGGAUUCUAAGCGUGUGAAGGAGCGAGAGGCAGAAUGCAAACAGUGCAUUGAGUAUCUCAACACUCUCAAGGCUCUUGAAAAAGACCACAAAAUAGCAAUGUCAGCUCUCCAGUCCCAGCACGAGGAAGAACUGUCAAGGCUGCGGGAACAGUCAAGGCAUGAACCUCCAACACGGGACAGUGAUGAUGAAUUAACUGAACUCAAACGACGUCUGUGCCUGCUGGAGGAGGGCUAUGAGGCCCAGAUCUCUGCUCUCAAGCAACAAUAUGAAGAGUCCAUUGGAAGUCAGCCAGACAUGUGUGAGGAGAAAGUCAGGCAGAGAUACCAGGUGGAAAUAGAGCAUCUCAGGGGUCUGUGUGAGAAAGGUCUGGGUGCUAUGGAGAACUCUCACAAGCGCAUGUUAGCGGAAUUGGAGGAGAAGCACAGGAGGGAACUGGCAGCAUUACAGGCAGAAAAGGAACAAGCACUGGCUGAAGAGACACAGGCUACCCUGGCUGCCCUGGAUGCUAUGAGGAAAGCACAUGAGGCUGAGGUGCAGAGAGAGAUAGCCAAGUUCAAGGAGGAGUUCAUUAGGAAGAUGCAGUCAGGACACGACAUUGGUGCCAUUCACAAGGAGCAUGAAGCUGAGAUGGAAGAUAUUCGACAUGAAAUCCUGUCUCUCUCGCAGAAGUACUCUAUUAAAUGCCUGGAGUCAGCUGCCCUGGAAGAGAAGGUGGACUCACUGAGCAAGCAACUUUCUGAUACCAGUAAGCAGGUGCUAGAGUUGGAGGCAAGGAACAAGCAGCUAAAAGUCCACCUAACUACACAGGUGUCACAGCUGCAAGCAAAGGAUGACUGUGGUCGUGACCUGAGCACACAACUGCGAUUGCGGGAAAGUGAGUUAGCCUUAUGCAAUGAGGAGAUUGCACGGCUGACUCAACAACUGCAACAGGCACAUUCACACGAGGCCGACCUGGGAGAGCUAUGCCGGCAGCUGGGCCACUUCCUCAAGGCCGAACGACAGUUGAGGACAGAUGAAGUAACAGCUCUUAGGGAAAAACUAGAGCAUAUCAUCCUCACAGCCGCCAACAUGCAAGAGCAGCGCAGUGACACCAAUACAGGGAACGACACAGACACAAAGUCUCCAUUGCGAAGAGGGGCGAGUUUGAGCUCGGCACGGGGGAAAGAGUUGAUGCGUUCUCCGAGUUGCCCUCGUUUGUCUGGCUUCUCGUCUUUUUUAGCGGUUGGCCCCUCUCUGGGGGGAACGGGGCCACCAGCACAGACCAUGGCAGACCUUCCCUCCCCCCUAGCAGGGAUGGUUGCUUCUCGGAAGAAGGUGUUCGAGACAUCCAAGGCUUUCACGGAAAACAUAUAGAGGGAGAGACUGCUGCUGGUGUAAAUAAUGAUGGAGAGCACAGCAUUGCGUUAGAGUCAGUCAUGGAGGAAGAACAUGAAGAAAAUGCUGAAGGAGAUUGUAAAUUUAAACUUGAGGAUGAUGAUGUAGUUUGCCAAGAAGUGCAGAAGGCUGGAGUAGUACAAAAGAUGGUUCGAAAAUUCAGUCAUCGUGGA
This is a messenger RNA of Penaeus indicus, 7763 nucleotides long. RefSeq lists its product as uncharacterized. Gene Ontology annotation, cellular component: actin cytoskeleton. Bases 166 to 7569 code for a protein of 2467 amino acids. NCBI's taxonomy places the organism in Eukaryota, Metazoa, Arthropoda, Malacostraca, Decapoda, Penaeidae. The record is from RefSeq and is a predicted model, not a curated record. Gene Ontology annotation, molecular function: actin filament binding. The transcript has 36 exons.